AUGGAGGGGACCAAAGACCGGCUUAAUCAGCUGGCAGAAGUGAUAGGCAGGGUGCUCCCCGAAGCCCAGGAUGCCGUGGCAGAGCCUCUGUCUGUGUUUAGGGUCACGCUCUGUGCGAUGACUGUGAAUUUGAAGCUUGCUGUAGGUGACAGGGACUCUUGUGAAGUGGGUGCAGAUAAGUCCGUGAACAUCUGUCAUGCCAAGGAAACUCGGGGUGAAGCCGUGGGCGACUUGGAGUCCAGUCCUGAAGCCGGGCCCCCUGCCCCGACUGCACGUGCCACAGGAAAUGCCGCCGGUGGGGGCCAGUGCAGCGUGGCCGACACAGCCACUCGCAGCCGCUGCUUGUCCCUGACGGCUCAGUGCACAGGGGCGGCCAAGGAGAUCAAGACCAAGUUGGGACUUCUCCUCCAGAAGCCGGAGGCCGCUGUCGACCUUGUCGCUCCGUGCAGUGAGAAGCCGGCCAAGACCCAAAAGCCGUCGCUGGAGGAGGCCGUGCAGUGGCGAGAGUCCCUGGACAAGCUCCUGCAGAAUAACUAUGGGCUUGCCAGCUUCAAAAGCUUCCUGAGGUCCGAGUUCAGUGAGGAGAACCUGGACUUCUGGAUGGCCUGCGAGGACUACAAGAAGACCAAGUCGCCCGCCAAGAUGGCUGAGAAGGCACAGAAGAUUUACGAGGAGUUCAUCCAGAGCGAGGCGCCUAAAGAGGUGAACAUCGACCACUGCACCAAGGACAUCACCCUGAAGAACCUGGCGGAGCCUUCGCCCAGCAGCUUCGACGCGGCCCAGCAGAGGGUCCGAGCGCUGAUGGAGAAGGACUCGCUGCCGCGCUUCGUCCGCUCCCCACAUUUCCGCGAGCUGCUGGGCCACGGCCUGGCUGCGCCGUGA
Messenger RNA from Pteropus alecto (black flying fox), 882 nucleotides. It is a transcript of the gene RGS5, whose product is annotated as regulator of G protein signaling 5. The transcript has 6 exons. NCBI's taxonomy places the organism in Eukaryota, Metazoa, Chordata, Mammalia, Chiroptera, Pteropodidae. Bases 1 to 882 code for a protein of 293 amino acids. The record is from RefSeq and is a predicted model, not a curated record.